Messenger RNA from Procambarus clarkii (red swamp crayfish), 1185 nucleotides. Lineage: Eukaryota; Metazoa; Arthropoda; Malacostraca; Decapoda; Cambaridae. The record is from RefSeq and is a predicted model, not a curated record.
AUGGCGGGUACGGGGCGGGUAUGGCGGGUACGGGGCGGGCGGGUAUGGCGGUUACGGGGCGGGUAUGGCGGGUACGGGGCGGGCGGGUAUGGCGGGUACGGGGCGGGCGGGUAUGGCGGGUACGGGGCGGGCGGGUAUGGCGGGUACGGGGCGGGCGGGUACGGGGCGGGCGGGUAUGGCGGGUACGGGGCGGGCGGGUAUGGCGGGUACGGGGCGGGCGGGUAUGGCGGGUACGGGGCUGGUAUGGCGGUCCGGGGCGGGUAUGGCGGGUACGGGGCUGGUAUGGCGGUCCGGGGCGGGUAUGGCGGGUACGGGGCGGGUAUGGCGGGUACGGGGCGGGCGGGUACGGGGUGGGCGGGUACGGGGCGGGCGGGUAUGGCGGUCCGGGCGGGCGGGUAUGGCGGGUACGGGGCGGGCGGGUAUGGCGGGUACGGGGCGGGCGGGUAUGGCGGGUACGGGGCGGGCGGGUAUGGCGGGUACGGGGCGGGCGGGUAUGGGGCGGGCGGGUAUGGCGGGUACGGGGCGGGUAUGGCGGGUACGGGGCGGGCGGGUAUGGCGGGUACGGGGCUGGUAUGGCGGUCCGGGCGGGUAUGGCGGGUACGGGGCUGGUAUGGCGGGUACGGGGCGGGUAUGGCGGGUACGGGGCGGGCGGGUACGGGGCGGGUAUGGCGGGUACGGGGCGGGUAUGGCGGGUACGGGGCGGGCGGGUACGGGGCGGGCGGGUAUGGCGGGUACGGGGCGGGCGGGUAUGGCGGGUACGGGGCGGGCGGGUACGGGGCGGGCGGGUAUGGCGGGUACGGGGCUGGUAUGGCGGUCCGGGGCGGGUAUGGCGGGUACGGGGCUGGUAUGGCGGGUACGGGGCGGGUAUGGCGGGUACAGGGCGGGCGGGUAUGGCGGGUGUCGGGGCUGACACCGUUCUCACGCUGCCGCCAGUUUUUCCCACGUGGUGGUGCGCGGGUCGGCCACCAGGGCGCAGCACCGGCCGCGCGCCACACUGGCCAGACACAGACGCAGCGGCCAGUCAGUCCCCAGCGCCCGCCGCGAGCUCUAGCACCCAUCCCGAGUCUCGCUGAGCUCACAUGUGCCGCGCCUGACGAGUCUCCAGGGACCACCAGUAAAAAAAUAAAAAAACAGUCCCAUCGCCAGAGAUAUGAAGGUGGAACGCGCCAGCUCCGUGUGUUCUGA